This is a messenger RNA of Acinonyx jubatus (cheetah), 1523 nucleotides long. RefSeq names its product parathymosin (gene PTMS). Gene Ontology annotation, biological process: positive regulation of transcription by RNA polymerase II; negative regulation of apoptotic process. Gene Ontology annotation, molecular function: histone binding. The record is from RefSeq and is a predicted model, not a curated record. The coding region runs from base 1 to 1029 and encodes 342 amino acids. NCBI's taxonomy places the organism in Eukaryota, Metazoa, Chordata, Mammalia, Carnivora, Felidae. The transcript is spliced from 6 exons. Gene Ontology annotation, cellular component: nucleus.
AUGGAGAUGCAGGACGGGAACGGAAAGCCAGCGCGAUGUGGAAGUAGCUCCGCCACCCUCUUCCUCUUCUUUAAGCUUUUGGUCGGGAUUCGGAGAGGUCCCUCCCCGCAGGAACCCCACCCCUUUCCACCUCCUCGCUCCACUCCUUUUCUCCUCGACCGUCAGUCUCUCCAUUUCCCCUCCUGGUCCUGUCCUCCCUCCCGCCUCUCGCGCGCUCCCUCCCCUAGCUUUCAUCCUCCUAUCCCCACCUCGCCAACCUCCGCUUUCAUCCCCCUCCCCUCUCCUCUCCUCCCCGCUCCCGCCAGCCCCACCCCUGGGAAGCCCCUCCCGUCGGGCAGCGCCGCCUUUAUAAGCGGGUUCCCUGCCCGGGGGCGGCAGCGGCUGGUCGGCGGCAGCUCUGCUGGUGCGGGGGCGGCGAGCCGAGGACCGAGCGACCGCGGCCGGAGCGCGCCGGCCACCGCCCGCACCGCCCUUCCGCCCGCCCUCCGGACGGCCGCAGCCCUGCGGGUCUCCGCUCCAGACCCACCCCCGCCCCACCCCGCGCGCCUCUGCCGCCUCUUCCAGAGACCCAGCUUGCUGAGCGGCCGCCGCUGCCGCUGUCGCCGCCGCCGCCGCCACCGCGCCAGGUUCCGGCCGCGGCCACCCUCCGCCGUCCAGGGCCCCUCCGUCCCGGCCCCGGGACCCCGGCUCCCCGCCAGCCCCGGCCCCGGCCCCGGCACCAUGUCGGAGAAGAGCGUGGAGGCAGCGGCCGAGUUGAGCGCCAAGGACCUGAAGGAGAAGAAAGAGAAGGUGGAGGAGAAGGCAAGCCGGAAAGAGCGAAAGAAAGAAGUGGUGGAGGAGGAGGAGAACGGAGCUGAGGAGGAAGAAGAAGAAACUGCUGAGGACGGAGAGGAGGAGGAUGAGGGGGAAGAAGAAGAUGAGGAAGAAGAAGAAGAUGACGACGAAGGGCCCGCGCUGAAGAGAGCUGCUGAAGAGGAGGAUGAAGCGGAUCCCAAGCGGCAGAAGACAGAAAAUGGGGCGUCGGCAUGAGCCCCCCUGCCAAUGGGCUGGGGGUGGGAGGCCCCUCGGGGCCUGGAGGUGGGGGUGGGAACAGACGAGUGCAGCCACUCUUCACCCGGUUCCUUGCUCUGGGCCCUGCACCAGAACUGCCACCCUCUUUGUCCCCAGCCUUCUCAUGUCCGCCUCUCCAGACACUGCCCCUUCCAUCCUCACUCUGCCAUUGUUCCACCUCCCGACCUGCUCCAUCUGAGCUCCCCAAUUGCUCCUCUCCCUGUCUUUGCUCUCCUCUUCCCUUCCCCACCCCUCCUCGGGUAGCCUCUCCUCCCUCACCUCUGCAUCCCAGCCUCAUGUCCUGCCCAUCCCUACCCUGCCUGAUCCUUGAGUCUCCCUCAGAUCCCCUUCUCUCAGACAGCGCCAGGCCGGGGUGGGGCCAGGGUUGGGGCCGAGCCCCACAGCUGCCCUCCUCCCCUCCCCUCCCCUUUUUGUAUAAUUUAAUAAAGAAACGGUCGCGCUUCUGUUUUUAA